Molecule: messenger RNA, 2835 nt
Organism: Grammomys surdaster
Lineage: Eukaryota; Metazoa; Chordata; Mammalia; Rodentia; Muridae
Gene: Thrb
Product: thyroid hormone receptor beta
Exons: 10
Coding region: 215-1600 (461 amino acids)
Biological process (GO): positive regulation of transcription by RNA polymerase II; retinoic acid receptor signaling pathway; thyroid hormone receptor signaling pathway
Molecular function (GO): zinc ion binding; nuclear receptor activity; RNA polymerase II cis-regulatory region sequence-specific DNA binding
Source: RefSeq, a predicted model, not a curated record
CUGUGAGAAUCGGACGGGCUGGAGGACCAGAGGGGAAGAGCUGUCGGCGGUUCGCCUGCCGCCUUGGAGCUGGCACCCCAGUCCCGAAUCCGUGGUUUCCCUCUCAUCUGUUGGAGAACCUCCGUGGUGGUACCAAGUUCUGCACAUGACUUAAAGAAUAAGAAGGUCAGAGGGAAUGCCAGUGCAGAAGAGGACCCAGCAUGACUGCUAACCUAUGACUCCUAACAGUAUGACAGAAAAUGGCCUUCCAGCCUGGGACAAACAGAAGCCCCGUCCAGACCGAGGCCAGGACUGGAAGCUGGUAGGAAUGUCUGAAGCCUGCCUGCACAGGAAGAGCCAUGUGGAGAGGCGUGGUGCACUGAAGAAUGAGCAGACAUCCCCACACCUCAUCCAGGCCACUUGGACGAGCUCUAUAUUCCAUCUGGAUCCUGACGAUGUGAACGAUCAGAGCGUCUCAAGUGCCCAGACUUUCCAGACUGAAGAGAAGAAAUGUAAAGGGUAUAUCCCCAGCUAUUUAGACAAGGAUGAGCUCUGUGUAGUGUGUGGGGACAAAGCCACAGGGUACCACUAUCGCUGCAUCACCUGUGAAGGCUGCAAGGGCUUCUUUAGAAGAACCAUUCAGAAAAGUCUCCAUCCGUCUUACUCCUGUAAAUAUGAAGGAAAGUGCAUCAUAGACAAAGUCACCCGCAACCAGUGCCAGGAAUGCCGCUUUAAGAAAUGCAUCUAUGUUGGCAUGGCAACAGACUUGGUGCUGGACGACAGCAAGAGGCUAGCCAAGCGGAAGCUGAUAGAGGAGAACCGUGAGAAGAGGCGGCGGGAAGAGCUACAGAAAUCAAUUGGACACAAGCCAGAGCCCACGGAUGAGGAAUGGGAGCUCAUCAAGACAGUCACCGAGGCCCACGUGGCCACCAAUGCCCAGGGCAGCCACUGGAAGCAGAAGCGGAAAUUUCUGCCGGAAGACAUUGGACAAGCACCCAUUGUGAACGCCCCAGAAGGUGGCAAGGUUGACCUGGAAGCCUUCAGCCAUUUUACAAAAAUCAUCACACCAGCAAUCACCAGAGUGGUGGAUUUUGCCAAAAAGUUGCCCAUGUUUUGUGAGCUGCCGUGUGAAGACCAGAUCAUCCUCCUCAAAGGCUGCUGCAUGGAGAUCAUGUCCCUCCGAGCUGCUGUGCGAUAUGACCCAGACAGCGAGACUCUAACCUUGAAUGGGGAAAUGGCAGUGACACGGGGCCAGCUGAAAAACGGGGGUCUUGGGGUGGUGUCAGAUGCCAUCUUUGACCUGGGCAUGUCUCUGUCAUCUUUCAACCUGGAUGACACGGAAGUUGCCCUGCUUCAGGCCGUCCUGCUGAUGUCUUCAGAUCGCCCAGGGCUAGCCUGUGUUGAGAGAAUUGAGAAAUACCAAGACAGUUUCCUGUUGGCCUUUGAACACUAUAUCAAUUACCGGAAGCACCAUGUGACACACUUUUGGCCCAAACUCCUGAUGAAGGUGACAGACCUGCGGAUGAUUGGAGCCUGCCAUGCCAGCCGCUUCCUCCACAUGAAGGUGGAGUGCCCCACGGAGCUCUUCCCGCCUCUGUUCUUGGAAGUAUUCGAGGACUAAAUGGACUGGACAGGUUCUUGUCAUUCCUGCUGCACGACUGGUGUCAUUGCAUUCCACCUGUAGCUUUCUGUUGUUGUUUCUUCAUUUCUUUGUGUCGAGUGAGAUCAUCAGAGGGUCGGCGGGUCGUCAAUGGCAUAGACUUGGAUGAAAUGGUCCUUUGAGUGUGGGUCUUUGUCACCAUUGCGUUUUGUUCUCCAGUCCUUAGUGUGAUUGCUUUGAAGGGUUUACAGCAGUGCAGGCUGAGUGGGGGACAAUCAUUAUUUCACCAGCACCAAGUCAUCACCAGCUCCCAUCUGUCCCUGGGCAGACACAAGCAAGCCAACUGGCAUUACAGAAGACUAAAGAAGCCUUAAAACCGCGACCACAGUCAUCUUGAUCCAACGAGAUCCAGUUCUGAUGUUUGCAAGGUGAAGCUUGGCAGAGCUCAAGCUGCCUCAGGUCAAGCGUGGCUUUCAUCAUGUAAGGGAAGAAGGAGCAGUUUCUACUCAGGAGCUCACUGUUUCCAGCACCUUUACUCUCUAAGUAGCCUGACUUGGAAUGGGCAGGAAUAUCCACACUAUAGGAAUCAUCUUUCCUUUCCGAGGCCUUUUGUGACCUUGUGAUUUACUUCAAGUUGCACAAGAGUAUGUCUUGAAAACAUGCACCUGUCAUGACUGAUUUGAGGCCACAAGGAAGGUCUUUUUUUCAGUAUGCCCGUAGAGCUUGGAAAUCUUCAUCAUUGUUACAGCAUAGUUUCCAAAAUGCACGUGGUGCUACCUCAAGCAGGAAGGCACCUUUACAGCUUAGAUAGAUUCACAAGCCAUUCCCACAAAGCUCAAACCUGUUUACAGAGUGCUGUCCCUUUUUGAUGGCCUAGGAACCAGGCCUCUCCCUGGCUUGGCUCACAGAGGUCUUAUCCAGGCUGUGUCUGUUGAGCUGAUAAUGUUUCCCUGUAGGUUGUAUCUUCCAAUCGGAGAGAGACAAGUUGAAAUUCCAGUCUUGUUUGGAAAAAAUCAGUGCAGGAACAAUCAGAUUCAAAGGAAAAAAACUACUCAUGGUGUAGGCUAUCUGAUUAGGGAGACUGCUCCCCCUGGAACAGCAAGACUACUUAGUAUUCACAAAUGUCUCCCAGUCCCAUCCCUGUCUCCCAACUCCACCCCCGUGGCCCCCCACCUCCCCAGAUUCUGAGGCACUAAAUACUCUCUCUCUCUCUCUCUCUCUCUCUCUCUCUCUCUCUCUCUCUCUCUCUCCCUCCC